AUGGAAGAUUGCUAUAAUGUUAUUAAUACGCCAUUUGAAGUGGCUUCAAAAAAACGAAAAAAAGGCUCAAGAAAAAUACGAAGAAAAAGUAGAAUAAAACUAAUGCUUGAUGAUGAUUAUAGUUCAGAUUUUAGUGUUACAAUAAUUGGUGAACCAGAUCAUACCGAAGUUUUUGAGGUUGAAAAAAUUAUUAUGGCAAGAUAUAAAUUAGAUUCGAAAAAAAAAAAAAAAAAAAGUGAUAAUUUAGAUAAUUUUGAAUUUUUAAUAAAAUGGAAAAAUUAUGAUAGUGAUGAUAAUACAUGGGAGCCUUUUGAAAAUUUAAGUGUAAAUUUAAAAGGAGAAGCAAGAAGAGCUGCUUUAAAAUUAACUGAAGAAUUAAAAACAUUAAAAAUAGAUAAUUCAAUAAAUAGUAAUGAUCAAAAUAUAGAAAAUGAGGUCAAUCAAAUACCUAACAAAUUAAUAAAUAAUAUAUCAUAUGGUAUGCAUAUUAAUAGUAACAUGACUAGAUUAGAACAAUCUGUUGAUUCUAAUUUAACUCCUGAUACUAAUUCAGAAACAAUAUAUAACAGUAAUUUAUAUAAUCGAUUUAAUAUAAAUGUUAAUAAACAAAAAAAAAAUGAAAGCAAUGAUGAUAGUAGUGUAUGUUAUAAUAAUAUUUAUAACAUAAAUAAAUUCACAACAGAUGAAAAUGAUGAUAUAUCACAAAAAAGUGAUAGUAAUACUUAUGAUAAAAAACGAAGACAUUUAAAAAGCAUAAUCUCUGUAUCUAACAAAUUAAAUAAAAACAAAAUUCCAAACUUUGAAAAUAAAAAUAAUGUAUUAAAUUCUUUAGAUAAUAAUUAUUAUAUUAGAAAAAAUCGAAAAUCAGAAAAUAUAAACAUUUGUAAUAACACUAAUGAAGAAGAUGAUACAAUCAAGCGUCAUUAUUCGCUAGAUGAUUAUUAUAUACAUAGUAAUAAUAAUAAAAAUGAUUUUUUUGAUGAUUAUAAAAAUUAUAAAACGAAAAAUAAAAAGAUCUUACACCAUGAUCGUUAUUUGAAAAAUAACUAUCCAAGUGAAGAUGAAAAUUAUAAUCAAAAUUCUUUAAAUUUUUCCGAUUAUACUUAUAAAGAAAAAUAUUUCAAUGUUCCCUCAAAAAAUAAUGUUACUUGGGAAAUAAAAGAAAAUAAUAAAAUGAAAGAUCCCAACUCACUAUCUACUAGAAAGAAGCAUAAAAGGAGUGCCAAUAAAAUUGCUACUAAUAUUGUGGACAAUUCUAGUGACCCUCAAAAAAAAAAAGUAUAUAAUGUAAAUAGUAAUAUAAAUAAUAAUGUGAGUAGCAAUGUGAGUAGCAAUGUGAGCAGUAAUAUGAGCAGCAAUGUUAGUAGCAAUGUUAGUAGCAAUGUUAGUAUUAAUAGUUUCAUCGAAAAUAAUCAUGAUUCCGGUAUGUGCAAUAGCAAUAUUCGAAAAACAAUCGGUACUGGACGUCGAAGUAAAAAUAAACAAAAUAAUGAUAUAAACAUUAAGAAAAAUAUUCCAAUAAAUAAUAAUGAUUCAAAUUUAUCUAAAUGUAAUCAUAAAAACAAGUUAAACAAUUUAAAUAAAACAGAUAUAAAAAAUAAUAACGAAAAAUUUAUCCAUGAAAAUGUAUUAGACAAUAAAAAGUACAAAUCUUCAAAAUGUUUUGAAUUGAUUCGCAUGAAUAAAGAUAUGCUUAAUAAGUUUGCUCAUGAAGAAAAAAUACCUGAAUCAUUAUUAAAAAACAUGGAACAUAUUUUUAAUAAAUUUAUUGAAUUAGAUGAAGAAAAUAAACAAUGUAAUAAUUCUAUUUCAACCGUAAAUUCCUAUAAAAAUUCAGAAUUAUCUACUUCUGAAAAAUAUAGGAAUAAUAUUAGAAAUGUUGAAAAAUUGUAUAUUAAUAAUUGUUAUUCUAAAAAAAGUGAUAAUAAUAAAACAAAAAAUUCAUAUAUUUAUGCUAAUAAUAAAUUAAAUAAAGAAAACGAAAAUAUUUCAAAGGAAAAAAAUGAAUCAUCAUUACCCCAUUUAAACACAGACACAGCUCAAAAUAGUGACAUUAAUAGUGAGCAUGCAGGAAUUUAUAAAAAUAGCCAAAAUAUUUGUGAUAAAAGAAUUAAUGAUAUUUCAACAUAUGAAGAUAAUACACAUGAAUUGAAACAAACUAAUAUUGGAUUUACUUGUGAAUUUAAUAAAGAAAUAAACAAGGUAAAUAAUAUUAACAAACUUUCAACUGGUAUAAAUAAUCAUUAUAAUCUUAAUCAGAUACCUCUCAAAAUACCAACUGAGAUAAAACAUGUUCAUAGUGUAAAUAGUGUACACAGCGUACAUAGUGUACACAGUAUACAUAGUAUACAUAGUGUGAGAAAUGGAAAUUUUAAAGACGAUAAUUAUAGCACAUCUAACACAAAUGUAACAGUUGCUAAUUCAAUUAGUAAUAUCAAUAAAUCGAUCAAUACUAGCAAUAAUAAUAAUAAUAAUAAUAAUAUAUUAUAUAUGGAAGAAAAAUACAAUCAUAGCAAUUCAUGCAAUGAGAAUACGAAUUAUAUAAAUGUAAACAAUAAUAAGAAAAAAAAUUUAAAUAAAAAUAAAUCAGUUUCCGAAUCAUCAUCUUUUUCAAAUAAUUUAAAAAACAAAUAUAUAUUUAAAAAUAAUAUAAAAAAAAAUUCACCAAAUUUUAUUGACAAAUAUAAUAAUAUAUUAAAAAAUAUCCAUAAGUUAAAUAACAAUAAUGUAGAUAAAGCAAGUGAUGGUUUUAAUUCAUUAUCAUCUGUCAAUGAAAUGAUUAAUAAAAAUAUAUAUGACCAUGAUGAAAAAAAUUCCUAUAUAAAUAGAAAUUUUAGUGUUGAAGAUUAUAUGAAUGGAAAUCAUAUUGAAAAUAGUAGAAAUAGUAGAAAUAAUAAUGAUAACAACUUUCCUUUAAAUUUAAAUCAUGGUAAAUGUGAAAAUGGUGCAUAUGAAAAUAUAAGCCCAGAAAAUCGUUUCAUACGAAAUAUUAGCAAAUUAAUAGAUAGAAAUAAUGAUAAAUGUGAUUAUUAUAUUGAUCUUUUAGAAAAUGUUUUGUGUCUUUUAAAGGAAAAACGAAUGAAUAUCCAAUCGUAUAAUACUAAUAACAGUACUCCAAAUAUUAUGAACAUUACUCCAAAUUUUAUGAACAUCACUCCAAAAUUCGAUAUAAAUAAGCAACCUAACUAUCCCAAUUAUAAUAACUAUAAUGAAGAUAGUAAUUAUAUUAAAAAUAAUUGUUAUGAUUAUUCUAAUGAAAAUAAUCCUUUGAAUCAAAAAAUAAAUCUAAGCAAAAAUAAAUCAGGGUUUGAUUUCGAACAAAAACAAAUUCCUAAUAAUUUUAUCCAUAAAAAAAAUAAUAAUUUAACCGAAUUCUACCAACAUUCACAAUUAUAUAAUAAUAAAAAUAGUUAUGAACAUUUUAGUAAUGAACAAAGUAAUAGUAAAAAAAAAAAUAUACGAAAACCAUCACAGAAUAAUAAUUGCAAUACUGAUAUUAGCAAUGAAUAUAUAAACAACUACAAUCCAAAAGAUCUCAAAAAUAAUAAUAAUAAACUAAAUUACAUAAAAAAAACUGACAAUAACACAAAUAAUGAUAUAUCUAUGCCUAAUAUUAUAAACAAAAAAUAUAGUGAUAAAAAACGAAAAAUAGAAAUAAAAAAUAUAUCUGCAAUUAUUUCAAAAAUUUGCAAAAAUAAUAAAGAAAUUAUAGAAGAAAAUGAUGAACAAAAUUGGAAAAAUAAUAAAAAAAAUGUUAGAAAAAUAAGAAAAAAAUUAAAUGUAGAUAAAAUGAUAAAUACAAAUGAUUCAAAUAAUGACCAAAAUGUUAGUUCCCAAAAUAAUACUUUGGAUAAAGAAAAUUCUGAACAAGACGAAAAAAAUAGAUAUACAAUUUUGCAUUCAUUAGAUAUAAAUAUUAUUAAAGAAAAUUAUAUGAAAAAAUAUUCUGAAUAUGUUGAAUCUAUUAAUAAGCUUGCUUUAAGUAAUAUAGAUGCACUUAUAAAAAAUAUAAAUAUAAUAAAUUUUUAUAAUAGAAAAACGGAAAAUAAUAUUAAUUUUAUUAAAGGAAAAUUACAAAUCCAUCUAAUAGAAUCAUAUACAAAUAUAUUAUUAUAUUUUGAUAUAUUUAAUGAUUUUAAAAAUUAUAAUUUUAUUUAUAAAAAUUGUGAAUUUCUUAAUACUUUAUUAGAUCAUUUUUGGGAAAAUAUAUCAGAAAAUAAAAAUCAUAAUAUUGAUACUUCAACAAAUGAACUAUCAAAAAAUAUAAUCUUAUUCAGUGAAAUAUAUAAAUUAAAUCAAAAACUAAAUGAAUUUUUUAAAGAGCAAUUUUUACUCUUAAAUUUGAAACCAAAACUUUUAUAUUUCCCAUCACCGAAUUAUUUUAUGUGUUUCUAUGUUCACCUUAGCUCUAAAACCGAUUAUAAUAAUCCGUAUGAAGAUGAAGAAGAUUGUGCUACUACUCGGGCCAGUAGUCAUAGCAAACACACCAAUCCAAGCAAAGAACGUGGCGAAAAUUUGAAUGAUAUCCGUGAUAAAAAUAAAAAUAAGAUCCCUGAUGAUUCUUGUAAAGAUCUUAUUGGAAACAAACACGGUAUUACUCAUACUCAAAUUAAUCCCUAUUUUAUAGAUGGCUCCAAUAAAAAAAUUAAAAAUGAUAAUAUAAAAUAUAACAAUGGUAAUUAUAUUACCAGACAAAAUGAAGAAGAUAACAAAUCUGAAUAUAAUUCGAUUAUUACAAAUGAUUCAUUUUCUGCUAAUUGCAAUGAUGUGAUUACAGACAAUGAACUUGAUAAUACUUUAGAUCAUGUUGUUAUAUCCGAAAAUUGUUGUAGCAAUAGUAAUAAAAAACCUAACAACGAAUCAAAAAAUAUAUAUCAUGGUAAUUAUACGAUGGAAGUAACACAUCAUGUCGUAGCAUGUGACGAAAUGAAACAGACAAAAUAUAAGGAUACAAAGUUUCAAUCCAAAUAUCACGAUUCACAAUUUAACAAAUUCGAAUACAAAACUGAUGCAUGCAAAAAUGAUAACUUUAAAGCCCACAAAGGCUAUUUAAAACACAAUUUAAAUAAUAAUAAUAAUAGAAAAUCGAUUUUUAAUAGUUACAUUUUAUGUGGUAAUGAUUCUAAUAAAAACAAGUUACCAUUAAAUGAAGACGUGAAAAGAGAUGAUUGCAAAAUAAUAGAAGAAAGUAAUGAUUCACUAAAAGCUGAAGAUUUUAUGCAAAAUAGCAGAAUUCAUGAAAAUAAUUCAAAUGCAAAUAAACCAAAUUGCAUCCCAAAUUCUCAGAUAAAAUUUUGCAUAAAUACAGAUCAUGGAAAUAACAAAUCUAAUAUUAUUAAUAAUGAAAAAAUAGAUUCUGAAAAAUCUGUCAUUUUCAAAGACAGUCAAAACAACUUAAAUGACAACAUAUUGCAUUUAACUAAUUCUGGAAAAGGCAUUUCAUAUCAUGAUAUAUCUUUCAUGAGUGCUAAUGAACAAAGUGAUCAGGAUGAAAAUAAUAAUGACGAUAAUGAUACAGAAAAUGCGGUAAGCCCUUUUGACGGAACAAAAAUGAAACUAUACGAUAGUGUCCAGACAUCCAAUGAUUUUCAAAAUUCCCAAAAAGAAGAGGAAAUUUAUUUAUGCAAGGGAAAAAAUGAGUCGAUAUAUGAAAAUGAUAAUACAAAUAAUGUAAAAAAUGAAUAUGAGAGUGUUGAAAAUAUGGAUAAUAUUAAUGCCAAUUUUAAUAAAAGCGAUUUUACUGAUAGUAAUAAUAAUAAUAUGGAUAAACCUUCUAAUGUUAAACCAAACAAUUCUAAUAAAAAUAUUCGUAUUAAUCUUAAUAUUCAAUCUUUAUACGAUGCGUAUGUUAACCUAAAUGAUAGCUCCAAAAAUAAUAACAAUUAUUAUGAUGGUUAUCUCCCACGUUCUAGUGCUUAUAAUAAAUAUACAGAUGAUAAAAAAAAUGUAAACAAUAACAUAUUGAAGGAGGAUAUAAAAAAUGUUCUUUAUAAUUAG
This is a messenger RNA of Plasmodium yoelii, 5997 nucleotides long. Its product is annotated as erythrocyte membrane protein. Lineage: Eukaryota; Apicomplexa; Aconoidasida; Haemosporida; Plasmodiidae. The record is from RefSeq and is a predicted model, not a curated record. The transcript has a single exon. Bases 1 to 5997 code for a protein of 1998 amino acids.